UAUAACUCCAGAUAAAUCAUAAAACGAGGUGUGACACUUCAAGGAAUUUGGAGCCGAUGCUCAAGAACAAGACCAAGGCCGCUAUCGAGUCCAACUUUAAGUCCGAGUAUUGGAACCACGAUAUUGCAUCGGUGUGCAAUUUCAUUUUGAUAUUCCUAUAUCGUCGCGAAUUUGGUGAGCGCCACCUAGCUUUCAAACGCCCUGGUAGACUGCCAAUUGAUCCGAAUGCCACACCCAAGCGCAAAAAAAUAAUAUUUUAUCAUUUUCUUCACAUCAAGGCAGCUAUUACUGCCUGACAGCUCAAUACCCAC
Kickxella alabastrina is the source of this 311-nucleotide messenger RNA. RefSeq lists its product as uncharacterized. NCBI's taxonomy places the organism in Eukaryota, Fungi, Kickxellomycota, Kickxellomycetes, Kickxellales, Kickxellaceae. The record is from RefSeq and is a predicted model, not a curated record. The transcript has a single exon. Bases 57 to 296 code for a protein of 79 amino acids.